AUGGAGGCUAUCCUAGAUUUCAGCAAAGAGGUCGAUGUAUCGCUCAUUGAUCGCGUGGUAGAGGCUGGCUUUACCGGUUCUGGGCAAGAGCUGCUUACACGCGUCUUUGGUCAGCAACGGGCAGCCCAGCACGUCCUCGCCCAAUUCCAAGAGCAUCCAGAUGCAUGGCAAAGAGUGCCGCUGAUUCUAGAGAGCUCGUCAAACUCGCAAGCAAAGUUUAUCGGCCUUCAAAUCCUCGAAAAGCUCAUUAUGACGCGUUGGAAAGUUAUCCCAGACGAUCAACGCGCAGGAAUUCGCAAUUUCAUCGUCGGCCUUACGAUAAAACUCGCGUCAGACGAGGCAAUCCUCCGCAAAGAGCGCGCAUAUAUCGGAAAGCUGAAUCUCAUCUUGGUGCAGAUUUUGAAACAAGAGUGGCCACAUGCAUGGCCGACGUUCAUCCCAGAGAUUGUCGCAUCCUCUCAAACAAACGUCUCGCUCUGCGAAAACAACAUGGUCAUUCUCAAGCUCCUGUCAGAAGAAAUUUUCGACUACUCUGCCGAACAGAUGACGACCGCUAAGAUCAAGAACCUCAAGAAUCAGAUGUGUGGAGAGUUUAGCGAUAUCUUUAGGCUCUGCUCCGAGGUACUCGACAAAGCCCAAAAACCAACCCUCAUCAAAGCAACUUUGGAGUGCUUCCUUCGCUUCCUCAACUGGAUACCACUGGGAUACAUCUUCGAGACCAAUAUCAUCGAUACCCUGCUAACCAGGUUCUUGGAGACCCACGAGUUCCGCAAUGUCACUCUCAAGUGUCUUUCGGAAAUUGCAGGCUUCCAAGUUGGAACCGAAUACGACUACAAGUUCCAAGUCCUCUUCUCAAUGGUCAUGACCUCUGUCAACCGCAUGAUCCCGCCAUCUACAGACAUCAAAGCCGCUUAUGCUACAUCGAGUGAUUCUGGACAAGAACUCGUUCUUAACCUCGCCCUUUUCCUGACCAACUUCCUUAUCAACCACAACAGACUCAUCGAGCCCGAGCAAUAUCGUGACCUACUGCUGAACUGCCAUCUAUACAUGAUCAAGAUUUCUCAAGUAGAAGACAAGGAGAUAUUCAAGAUUUGCCUCGAAUACUGGUCGAAACUCGUCGCAGAGCUAUACGAGGAGAUUCAAAGUCUGCCGAUCGGCGAACCUGCCCUCUUGAUGGGUCUAAACUUGGGUGGCCCAGGUGCAAACUCUCUGCUCAGUGGUUACGAGCUGCGCAAAAACCUGUACACGGACGUUCUGUCCAACCUUCGCCUGGUCGUCAUCGAUCGCAUGGCCAAGCCGGAGGAGGUUUUGAUUGUCGAGAACGACGAGGGAGAAAUCGUCAGAGAAGUUCUCAAGGAGAGCGAAACAAUCGUCGUCUACAAGCAAAUGCGCGAGCUCCUUGUCUACUUGACACAUCUCGACGUUGCGGACACUGAGUCUAUCCUCACAGAGAAGCUGAGUAGACAAAUUGACGGUACGGAAUGGUCGUGGAAUAACCUCAACACGCUUUGCUGGGCAAUUGGUUCCAUCUCGGGUGCCAUGAACGAAGAGACCGAAAAACGGUUCUUGGUCACGGUCAUCAAGGAACUCCUUGGCUUGGUCGAAAUGAAGCGUGGCAAGGACAACAAAGCCGUCGUGGCCUCCAACAUUAUGUACAUCGUCGGCCAGUAUCCUCGCUUCCUAAAGGCACAUUGGAAGUUCCUUAAGACAGUCGUGAAUAAGCUCUUCGAAUUCAUGCACGAGACGCACGAAGGUGUGCAAGACAUGGCUUGUGAUACCUUUAUCAAGAUUACCCAAAAAUGCCGCCGCCACUUUGUCAUGCUGCAAGCACAAGAGACCGAGCCGUUCAUCGAUGAAAUCCUCCGCAAGCUGCCGUCUAUAACCAUUGAUCUGUCUCCUCAGCAAAUUCACACAUUCUACGAGGCGAUUGGCUACAUGAUUUCUGCUCAACCCAAUAAGCCAAUACAAGAGAAGUUGAUUCAAAGGUUGAUGGAGUUGCCGAACACCGCGUGGGACUCUCUAAUGAUCCAAGCCACGAGCAACGUAGACGUGCUUUCCAACAUGGACAACGUCAAGGUUCUGAAUAAUAUCAUCAAGACUAACGUGGCUGCUUGUGUCUCCAUUGGGACGUUCUUCAUUCCCCAGAUUUCUCGCAACUUUGUGGACAUGCUCGAACUCUACAAGGCUGUCAGUAGCAUCAUCAGCACCUCGGUGGCGACCGAAGGUCUCAUUGCUACCAAAACCCCAAAAAUCCGUGGCCUGCGUACCAUCAAGAAGGAAAUCUUGAAGCUGAUGGAGACAUAUAUCAAAAAGGCAGAAGAGGUGGAAAGUGUCAAUCAAAAUCUCAUUCCUCCACUACUCGAUGCUAUUCUCGGCGACUAUAAUCGUAACGUUCCCCAAGCUAGAGACGCUGAAGUGCUCAACGUCAUGGCUACUAUCACCCUCCGCAUGGGACCUCUUCUCACCCCUCAAGUUCAUCCGAUUCUCGAGGCCGUGUUCGAGCCGACCCUCAAUAUGAUCAACCAAGAUUUUACAGAGUAUCCAGAGCACCGUGUAGGGCUCUACAGGUUACUGCGUGCUAUCAAUUCGCAGUGCUUCCCGGCAUUGCUCACAUUACCGCCCGUACAGUUCAAGCUUGUAUUUGACAGUAUAAUCUGGGGAAUGAAGCACACGCUUCGAGAUAUUGCAGACCUUGGCCUUUUGAUUCUAUUCGAAAUGGUCGACAACUUUGCCACUCAAGAUGCUGUUGUUGCAAAUGCCUUCUUCCAAGCGUACUAUACGGCGCUCCUCCAAGAUCUCUAUUUUGUACUCACGGAUACCGACCACAAGAGCGGCUUCAAGAUGCAAACUCAACUACUCAUGCGUCUCUACCAUCUCGUGGAAUCUGGCACUCUUGCGGCGCCCAUAUUCGAUCCCUCUACCGUCCCGGAUGCAAGCAUGACGAACUCUACAUUUGUCCGCGAGUUUUCAUCCUCGCUGCUUAAGAAUGCGUUCCCUCACCUUCCUCCGAAACGAGUUGACGCAUUUGUGGCCUCGCUCUGCGAGACAUGCGGAGACGCGAAUCGCUUCAAAGUGGCCGUGCGCGACUUCCUCAUCCAGCUCAAAGAGUUUGAGGGUGACAAUGCCGAACUUUACCUGGAAGAAAAGGAGCAAGCUGCUUCCGAAAAAGAAGCAGCAGCGAUGCGUGUUCCGGGAUUACUCAAACCAUCUCAGAUUCAAGACGAGGAGGAGCUAUAG
This is a messenger RNA of Serendipita indica DSM 11827, 3237 nucleotides long. The record is from the annotation of a GenBank genome assembly. NCBI's taxonomy places the organism in Eukaryota, Fungi, Basidiomycota, Agaricomycetes, Sebacinales, Serendipitaceae.